AUGUAUAGCGCCGUUAUUGUCCUCUUGAUUGCUCUCAUUGGCGAAGAAACAAUCUACGAUCGAACGGUUGUACCCAUUCCUUCCCGACCAACAACAGGCCCGCGGUACCGCGUAGAAACUUUAGUGGGAAUCACUGGUGUCAAGAUGUCAAAGUACAGGGCGUCCUGGUCGCAGACCAUCUUGUCUCCCUUCAAUGUUUUAUGGAGACCCCAUCUGAUUAGUAUCCUUAUUUUUGAGGCUAUGGUAUUCAGAUUCGGAAUUGGAAUCAAUGUCACCAAUGCAGUCUUCCUGGCAAGCCCCCCGUAUAGCUUCAGUCAAGACGCUAUCGCAGGUGCAUAUGGGACGCCGAUUGUGUCGGUAAUCAUUGGCGAGCUCAUUGGCCAUUACUUGAACGACUGGAUCACGAACAUUACCGUGCGACGCAACAAAGGCGUCUUUGAGGCGGAGAGCCGACUCCUUGCUUGCUACAUAGCUAUGCCACUGUAUAUCUGUGGGUUUGUGCUGUUAGGCGCUUCCCUCCAAAACCAUUUGAGCGUGGUCGCCUUGAUCUUUGGCUGGGGAAUAGCCCAAUUGGGGAUCAUGAUUGCCACCGUUUCUGUUUAUGCGUACUGCAACGACUGCUUCCCACGACAACAGGGAGAAAUCAGCGCUCUCCUUACUGUGUCUAGGAUCUUGGGAGGCUUUUCUGUUGCGUACUAUCAAGUCCCAUGGGCGGAGAAACACGGCGCACUACAGACCUUCGGUGUUGAGGCUGCUAUCGUUGUAGGAUUGUUUAUCCUCAUUGUACCAUUCCUUCAGUGGAAGGGUUCAUCCCUCAGAGUAAGCGCGGGCUCCAUCUGGCGAAUCAGCGAGCACCGAGACUAA
Molecule: messenger RNA, 864 nt
Organism: Pleurotus ostreatus (oyster mushroom)
Lineage: Eukaryota; Fungi; Basidiomycota; Agaricomycetes; Agaricales; Pleurotaceae
Exons: 9
Coding region: 1-864 (287 amino acids)
Biological process (GO): transmembrane transport
Molecular function (GO): transmembrane transporter activity
Source: RefSeq, a predicted model, not a curated record